Lytechinus pictus (painted urchin) is the source of this 5332-nucleotide messenger RNA. RefSeq names its product adhesion G-protein coupled receptor D1-like. Gene Ontology annotation, molecular function: G protein-coupled receptor activity. NCBI's taxonomy places the organism in Eukaryota, Metazoa, Echinodermata, Echinoidea, Temnopleuroida, Toxopneustidae. Gene Ontology annotation, biological process: adenylate cyclase-activating G protein-coupled receptor signaling pathway; cell surface receptor signaling pathway. Bases 275 to 3004 code for a protein of 909 amino acids. The record is from RefSeq and is a predicted model, not a curated record. The transcript has 25 exons. Gene Ontology annotation, cellular component: plasma membrane.
GGGGUUCGCUGAUGCUGUUCACAUCAUCAAAAAGAGCAUCUAUCUGCAAAUUUAUUCAAACUUCGACGUCCUAGCCACUAAUAGAGAAAUAUCAUGUCAUGACGAAGAGCAUGCCUGGUGGAACUGCGAACAGCUGGAAAUAGAGCCUGCAGGGUUUCUAUCAACCUCCGAUGAGCCUGCAGGGUUUCUAUCAACCUCCGAUGAGCUGGCGGUCGGCCUUGUCUGUAGACCAUUCAACUCAAUCGCAAGUGUUACAUCUUUUGACCACUGGUCCAUGGAAAUGGUUUUGCCCAACAUUCCUAGGGAGGAAAGAACUCCAGAUGAACCCCUGUCUUCGCGUUCUACCGGUGGGCACCUUGGUAGCAUGACAACCACUACGACUACAGCCUCUCCUCCACACAUUCCGAUGAAUCACACGGGACACUCCCGUGAACACAGAAGAAGUGUAUCAGCAGUGGCCACCUGCACACUUUACGGGAGUUUUUUCUCGCAUAGCUUGGAUGACAUCACUUUGCACAAUUGUGACAUGUUCCAGGAUGAGCGAGGCCCAGUUAAUGGUGCUCUACUUGCUAUCUCUGGAACACAAGAGAUAACGUUUCCUGGGAUCGAGAGCAAGACACAUGGUUUAAACCUUUUCUGCGUCGACGACCAAUGCCCGGAUGGGUUUGCCCUUGCCUAUUGGUUUACAUUGCCGCCCUGUACAAAGCCAGCUAUAACCAUAUCGAUAACUAAUGGAUUGCAGAAAUGCUUUAAACUGGAAGCCGUGUCGCGAAUUCGUAUGAAAUAUGACGACGUCAACGAUGACGGACAGAUAACGAUGUCAACCGUGGACUGGGCAAUGGACGACAUACCUGAAUAUUCUUCGGAGUUGCUCUACUCCAGAACCUUCACAUCAACACCCUACGAGACCACGCCCUGUCCUGGGUGCCGAUGUAGGGAUCUAGUCUGGAACCACGUGGCCCUCAACAUCCAUCGAUCAAACAUGACCUGUGAGUUAUACAUCAACGGGGAACCCGAAGUAUUUGAUUGCAACCCCCUUCAAGAUUGUCUGUCCUCGGUGGAAGGACGUCUUAACCUUGUUGCACAACUAGGAACUGACGUUGGUUUGGACGAGGUGGGACUAUGGCGAAGGCCGCUUGAUGAGAACGAGGUGAAGUCAUUGUAUCACCAGCCAACUGAUAUCCCAGAAACCUUCACGGGAAUCCCGCUUUGGGCCGUACCGAAAAGGGAGAGAUCAAACAAUUGUCCAUGUGAAGAAGUGACAGCAAUGGAAGUCUUAGAGUAUAUAGAGGACAAGGAAGAGAUCGAUUCAAGCGAUUUGAUUCAAGUUGCAGAAUCGUUGUUGACGAUCACCAAUAAGACUGAUUUCUCUCUCAUCACUGAUAUGAGGCAAAAAUAUGAUGCCGUUCAGAGUUCUCUGGAUACCAUCUCUUAUAUUGCUCAUCUCGGUGCACAAAAGGUCAAGAAGACCGCAGAGAACACGGCUGAUCUCCAAGAAGUGGGGCACAACAUUCUUGGUUCUCUCGAUCGCUUGCAGAAUGCAAUCCUAAAUGAUGGCACGAUCGUCCAUCCACUCAUCUCUGACUUAAUCGAAAUUGUAAUGGAACCAGCGGAGCCAGAUAUGGACUUCUUGUAUCGCAGUGACGAGACUGGUAUUGGAGACGGUGAAACUAGCGUUCGCAUUCCAUCAGAAAACUUUAACAGUGGAUCUCGAGUGAGUGUGGCGCAUUUGAGAGAGUUCCCCGCCGCUUUUCUACCGACGAGACUAGCUCGGAGAAAUGGUUCUACGGUUCUCACUAAUGUGACGUCAUCCGUGAUCAGCGUCCACACUACUGGGAUUGAUGUAAACUCCAUGAAGGAGGAUCUCAUUAUGACUAUCCCUCAUCGUCCAAACACGAUGAAACCGAAGGGUGCCUCGUUCUUAUGUGCAUUCUAUGAUACCAACUCUCGGCAUUUUUCCGCGAGGGGUUGUAUGGUAGUACCAAGCAUCAGUAAUGACCAAUCAACGACCUGCUCGUGUAAUCACAUGACCAGCUUUGCUAUUUUGAUGGCUGUGACGGACAUAACGAUCUCCCGCGGUAACGAACUUUCUUUGGAUGUGAUCACCUACACAGGGUGUAGUUUGUCGAUUGUUGCACUCGUCUUUUCACUUAUUGUCAUCGGUGUAUCCAAAUUGAAGUCCAUUCGCAUUCGUAUUCUUACCAACCAGUGCGUAGCCAUGUUUCUUGCUCAGAGUCUGUUCAUUUCCGCAGUCAAGAAUGCCUCGGUCAACAAGGUUGCUUGCAAAGUGGUGGCAGUAUUUCUCCAUCUUUUCUUUCUCGCCGUAAUGUUCUGGAUGCUUGUCCAAGGGGUCUACAUGUACAGUAAGACCACCAUGUUGCAUAAAGCCGUUAUCCCUCUCAAGUACUUCAUCGUUGUUGGUUGGGGAGUACCAGUUGUUAUCGUUGCUGCCACUACUGCAGCUGAUAUAAACUUUUAUGGCUCGGAAGACACAUGCUGGCUGAACAGGGAAAAUGGAGGGAUCUGGAUAUUUGUGGUUCCAGCUCUGGUCAUUGCAGUGAUCAAUGGUAUCAUAAUGAUCUUAACUGUGAGGGUUCUUAGGACGGUUAGGGUGUUUCAGAAUAAGACAGACCGGGAAAAGAUCAAGUCGACCGUAAAGGCGACUAUCGUGAUCUUACCCGUCCUUGGUGUGACGUGGAUAACAGGAAUACUAGUCAACAUAUCAGUCGUAUUUAGUUACCUCUUUGCCAUUUUCAACGCGUUCCAGGGAGUAUUUAUUUUCAUCAUGCAAAUCCUCAUGAAUGCCGAGAUCCGGUCUGCACUGCGCCUGCGCAAGAGUCGUAUUCUGCCGUUCAACACAUCGUCGAUUUUGGAUAGAACUGUUACGAGCAACAACACUGCUAAUAGCAACAAGAGCCAUACGACCCAAACAGGUGUAGGAGUGGUUUCCAUUAGUGGCAGUCAGGGAAGUGUGAUUGGCGAACAAAUGCCUCGUGCGGAAUGAGGUGGCUUCGGAAUGGAUUUAAAUCACCACGAUUGAUGUACUUUCACGAUUUUAUAUGAAUAUACGAUUCAUUUUUUAAAUAUUUCAUGUUAAAAAAAUCCAACUUACAAAGGAACGAAUAAAUAAAGGAACAAAUUGAUUGAACGUAUAAUUAUUUUGUGUAUUUUUUACCCCAUUCUGGGACCAAUACUUCAUUUUUAGUACUAAAUUUGAAAUGACGUUUUCAAUGAGUCAAUUUAUAAUCUUUUGUAAAAUAAUACAUUUCUCAUCAUACAGGGAAUGAGGUGGCUUCGGAACGGCUUUAAAUCACCACCAUUGAUGUACUUUUACGAUUUUAUAUGAAUAUACUAUUCAUUUUUUUAGAUCUUUUAUGAGAGCACCUAUAUAUGUGUAAAUAUUUCAUGGUAAAAAAAAAUCAACUAACAACGAAGUGAAUAAAUAAAGGAACAAAUUGAUUGAAAGUAGAAAUAUUUUUGUGUAUUUUUAUACCCCACUCUUGGACCAAUACUUCAUAUUUUAAUGCCAUAAUUGAAAAGACGUUUUCAAUGAGUCAAUUUAUAAUAUUUUGUAAAAUAAUAAAUAAAAUAAGCCUAAUGGUUCUUAUGUCAUUUGUUGUUCGCUUUUUCGUUUUUUGUAUUCGCUUAUAUUCACAUCCCUGGCAGUUAUAUUAACCUGCUGUUUGGUUAUUCAAGACUUGUAGGUCUACUGAUUUUGAUCAUUUAUUUUGUAAAAUCUAAUUGUAUUUUAUAUGGUGUGUGACCAGUAGUCAGUUUUAAGCAGUGAAAAAAAAAACGACCGACGAAAAUUUAUGAAAUUUGAUACAGAUUUUUUUCACAUUACUAGAUUAAAAUCUUAAGUGCAAAAACAUUCGAUGAUUCAUUUGUACGGCGACUUUUUAUGCAUGAAUAUUUGCAGCAUUUAAUUACUUUUCUUAAAAAUCGUUCAUUUAUGAGAAUUUACGAGAAUAGCAUUUAAAUACAUGUAUGUGUAAUGUUUAGAAUAUUCCUGACAGAUAUUUUUGAAAUGUUAAUGUUGCUUCUGCUUUUUAUACUGUUAAUAUUACUUCUACCACUUCCACCACCACCACUUCUACUACUACUACUACUACUACUACUACUACUACUACUACUACUACUACUACUACUGCUGCUGCUGCUGCUACUACUACUACUACUACUACCACUACUAACACUACUACUACUACUACUUCUACUACUACUACUACUUUUCUACUUAUACUCCUCCUCUUACCACCACUACUACUAUUGUACUAUUACAACUGCUUGCAUGAUCAACACUUCUCUUUCAUUGUAGUAUCUUUAAAACAAUUAAAAUACAAUGGGAAUCAUUGAACAUAAAGUAUAAUAUUAGACCCGAGUGUACAAAAUGCGGGAAAAUCCUGAACUGUUGCAAAGAGGGAAUCUGUUUUGUAGCAACCAGCUAAAAAGCACAUAAAAGCCUGCAAUUUUUUGUAAAGACUUUCCGCAAUAUACCAUAGUUGGUACAGUUUCAUUACAUUCAUAGUAAUUUUGAUAAAUAUUUAGGGUAAUAGCUCUUUCAACGUACCAUGAUGACAUGGUUUUUGGUUGUUGUUUUUUUUCCUUCGGGAAAUAAUCAAGGUUUAUUGUUACAGGUUUUCUUUAUACCGUAGUUUGUUAAGUCUCCUAUUAAUAUAAUUGAUAACAUUACCCACGAUAUUUUCAUUUGAUUUCAUUUAUUUCCAUAUCCAACAAAGAAAUAUAAUUCAAGUAACAAAAUAUGUAUUGUAAAACAAUGUAAAGCAUUGGAAUUCAUUUAACAAUGGGCUGAUAUUGUAAAAGAGGUAGUUUAUAUAACAGGUUGCGUAAGGAGAGGACUGCUAAAAAGCCAGGUAUGUAGAAUGCAGUCCCCUAUAACUUGAAUUUCCGGUGGGGUGUUUUGUUUUUGUUCAAUUGCUGAUUUUUAUUUCAGUCAAAUGUUUUUAAAGAUAUCUGAUACAGCCUAAGAAAUUGUCGAUUUAUUUUAUCAAGGUCAGUUUACUGCUUACCUGCAACCAUUAUGUUUUCAUAUCAAUAAUCAUGAAAAAUUUAUUGUGCGUUUAGGGGUUAAAUAUAAAAUCACGAAGAUGUAAGACAAGUAUGGUUUCCACCGAAGUUAUUAAAAAAUUGAUAUAAAUCUUGUACAUUACACAUCAUUUUUCUCUCGAUAGCUCUUAUUUCAGAAAAAUUCAAGCAAUAUAUAUUCAAUCAAUAAUUUUAUCGUAUGAAUUACAUCAGUAAUAUAUAAGUGUAUAAUAUGUCGCUAUCUGGAAUUAAAACCUAAGUGCCUAUCUGUGAAUAAUUCAUUGUC